AAUUAAAAAAUUAAUUAGAGGUGAAUGGUAAACGAGAAAAACAUAUCGACAAUGUGUUUUUUAUAUUCGUCGGAAAUUUAGUAAAAUUUCCAAUAAAACAAAGAAAAAAACACAAACAGAAUCUAUAGUAAAAAUCGUAUCUUUCGCAUGGCCAGCUUUUCUUCUUCAUCUGCUGCGGAAGCAAGCAAGCCAGGAAGAAAGAAUACCACAGUUUGAUUAUAAAAAGUCGCCUUGGAAUUUUAUCUUCUCUCAUUUCUUCUGCUAUCAGCGAAUAUAAUAUUACUGAAGAAGAAAGGAAAAAAUAUAUUUGUGUAAACUCCGUCAUCAAACCUGAAUUUCAGUCGGAUUCCAUUGUUGAGGAGAAAAAGCUACUACAACACACCGAAUUAAAAAUGACGGGGAAUUAUUGCGACGAUGACCCCAACGCAGAAAAAUUCCGCAAGCUGUUCAUCGGAGGUCUCAAUAAUGAGACUACAGAAGAUACUCUUCGCCAGUACUUUGAAACUUGGGGUGAAGUUGUAGAUUGCGUGGUGAUGAAGAAUCCGACCAACAAUCGUUCUCGUGGCUUCGGCUUUGUCACUUACCAGUCGGCUGCACAACUAGACAAGGCUCAGGCACAGCGACCACACACGCUCGAUAAGAAGACUCUGGACACGAAGCGCGCCAUGCCACGCGAUGGAUCUGAGGAGACUCAGGCGUCGGUAAAGAAAAUGUUCGUCGGCGGCCUGGAAGAGACGACAAGCGAAGAAGAAAUCCGUGAACUAUUCUGCCCGUACGGCAGGAUUGAAAAAGUGGAAAUGAUUAAAGACAAGGCAACUGACUUAAUCUACAGUUGUAUUCUUUUGGUGGCAACUUCUCACUGCUUGAUGGAAGUGCUUUUCAAAUGCCUAUUACCAGCUUUGAUAAUCAGUGGUGAAAAAAUUGCAAUUAGAGCCAGUUUAUACUACCUGUGGAAAAAGACUUGAGUGCAAGAGCAGUAACAAAAGAAAUUAACAGGGGCACAAGAACUGUCAACAAAUGUAUGACACAAAACUGGUUCAUAUGUUUCAAGGAAGAUGACACUACCCUCAAAGACAAGCCAAGGUUAAGAAGACCUGUUGUGGAAGAUGAGGCCUUGCUUGAAAUGGUUGAACAAGUCAAGAACCAACACUUCCAUAAGCUUGGCCUUAUAAGUAGAAGUUGUCAAGAAGUUCCUCAAGAACAGACCAAUGACUUGUGAAUAUUUGCAAAACAUUUUUUUGACUUGACCUGGACGUUUUGUCUCAAAACCAGUUCAUUGCUCAGUAAAGAAGCAAAAAUUGGCAAAUGAUGCUAAAUCCUGGACGCUUCUCUCUGUCCUCUGUACAAUUCUUCGUCACUUCCCACAAACAUUUUUAGUGACUUAUUGUCUCUUGUACCAUUUUGUUACUAAAUUGAUCAUCCUUUCUCAUUGACUCCUGUAUCUGAUACCUCACCUAGAGACUUUCAGGUACUCUGCUGAUACACUGCAGCAUUUUCUUUAAAAAAAAAAUAAAAAAAAUCACAAAAGUGUAACAUGGUACAGCAUACUGAGACCAAUUGUGUUCUAAAUUCUAGGUCCUUCUACAGUGUUUGUCUUCUACCCUCAUUCCAGCAGCACCUACCUUCACUGAGUUACUGAGUAUGCUCUCUGCACAUGAUUUGUUUUCAACUCCUUGUAGAAACUGGUGUUUGUGAGUAGAAGGCACCAUCACCUUCUGAUCAGGCUCCUUUCUACACAGAAAAAUUCAAUGCAACCUGUUUUCUUGCAGUGCUACUCAGUGCUUCUACCAACAAUUACUAAUUUCCUUUUGUGGAAAAUAGCUUACUGAAGCCUCCUUGGUUUUUAACUUUUUCCUUUCAUUACUCCUGGUUUAAAUUUCAAUAUGUUGCUAUGGGAAAUGACAUUUCAGACUUCCAGCUUAUUAUGCUUGGCUAAAGCUGAAGUUUCAAGCUUUAAAACUUGUCUCUUUUCUCUCCCCAAAACAGUUGAAAUUUUCACCAUUAGCUUGAAACUGCAUCUAUAAAAAUUUGACAAAACAAUCAGAUGUCAAACCAGAAAGAUCCCAUACAUUACUUAGUAAGAUUUGUAAUGCGCAUUAACCUUUAAUUCUCUUUCAUUCAUUCAUUGUUAGAUUGAAAUUUGAAAUAAUUUACGUUUAACAACUUUAAAAUUAUUGAACAUGUGUUGAAAUGCGUUUAUUAAUUUUUAUUUCCCAAUGUAGUAAAUUAUUCAAAAUACUUUUGUGAAGGUAACAGUUUUCAAAAUUCCAUCAUUUCCAUUUCGGUUUUUAGUUCUAUACUGAAGGAGGCUGUAUGCAACUCUUCCUUCCAAAAGAUUUGCUCUUUAUAGAGGUGAUGAGGUUCUGACACCCUUUUAAGGCUCAAAUUGCCAGAUUCUUGGAUAUAAUAAAAUACUUUUCUAAAAUUUAUGAAGAAUUUUUGGUCUUCCAAGUUAAAUAAACUAAUUUUAUUUUAUUAAAA
This is a messenger RNA of Octopus bimaculoides (California two-spot octopus), 2481 nucleotides long. RefSeq names its product heterogeneous nuclear ribonucleoproteins A2/B1-like. NCBI's taxonomy places the organism in Eukaryota, Metazoa, Mollusca, Cephalopoda, Octopoda, Octopodidae. Gene Ontology annotation, molecular function: mRNA 3'-UTR binding. The record is from RefSeq and is a predicted model, not a curated record. Gene Ontology annotation, cellular component: catalytic step 2 spliceosome. Gene Ontology annotation, biological process: regulation of translation; mRNA splicing, via spliceosome.